This is a messenger RNA of Laccaria bicolor S238N-H82, 1683 nucleotides long. RefSeq lists its product as uncharacterized. The record is from RefSeq and is a predicted model, not a curated record. The coding region runs from base 1 to 1683 and encodes 560 amino acids. The transcript is spliced from 4 exons. NCBI's taxonomy places the organism in Eukaryota, Fungi, Basidiomycota, Agaricomycetes, Agaricales, Hydnangiaceae.
AUGGCCGCGAUAAACACUAACGUUGCCUCUGCGCCCUCCGUAAUCACCACCUUCCCGAGAGUUCACUUGGAAAUCAUGGAACAAGUGAUCGAUAUGCUCAACGCAGACGCCAAUAUCGACGCUGUAAAGGCGUGCUCCCAAACAUGUAAGGCGCUUCUUCCUCGCUGUCGAGCACACAUUUUCUCUAGUAUCGAUCUCGAUCCUGCACUUUCUGCCUGCCGGUACACUUAUGACGAUUCGGACGAAGAUGACGGUGACGAAACCCAGACAAGUACUGUUAGCCACACUCGCAGGAUACCAUUGUUCCUCAAUCUCAUCGAUCGGACGCCUGAGAUUGCAUUCUACGUGCAGGAGCUUAAUCUAGUCAUCCGCCAAAAGGACUCCAACUCACCCAGAAUUAUCUGCGCAUUAAAUUUGCUCUCCAACCUCACAUCGUUCAACAUCGGACACGAUAACCCAUAUCUCAACGUAUCUUCAUUAGACUGGCAUGGCCUCUCCCCAAUUUUUAUAUCCGCCAUCCAUCGCAUCAUCAGCUCACCCAAACUAAAAAAGCUCGGCUUUGCGUCUAUCAGCAAUUUCCCUCUGUCCAUAUUCUCAUUGUGCCCUGGCAUAAAAAAUCUCUCUUUGUGGGGUAUCAGGCCUGUAAAUAGUGAACCUCCGCCCCCCAUGAUGACCCCCAUUCUCUUGCAGAUACUCUCUUGCGACGAAGACGGCAUCUGUCUUGUAGAACGAACCCUCAUGAGAUCCAAACAUCCGAUACUGGAUUUAACCCAACUUCAACAGUUGACUGCACUUUUCUACGAAGAGAGGGGUAACGCUUCCAUGAAGGAGGUAUUGUCCACAUCUGAAUCUCUCGUUAAAGUUGACUUGCACGGCACGAGUCACUUCAUAUAUUUGGGUAUUGCUCAAUCCAUAGCCUCCAGGUCCCUAGCCACUUUCCAAUCAUUCCAGCUUUCCACGUACACCCCCUCGCAUUCGGACAGGGGGUCCAAAUCCAUUCGAAAAAUAUGCGCGGAACUCCAGGUGCUGUCAGAUGCGCCUAAUCUACAACACAUUUCCAUAUCUCUCAGCCUGACAAACAAUUAUCGGUUCCGCACAGGCGUUUUACUUGCACUCGAUAGGUUGCUUACUGGGCCUGGGUUUCCCAGAGUUGGUAGCGUAGGACUACAUCUUAGCGCAGCUGGUGGACGGGGUGAUUUUAAAUCAGCGAUGGAGGCUGUAAUUAGAGAAGAGCGGCCGCAGGUCCAACACAGGGCAUAUCCCCCUCUUUGUCACAUGAAGCGUUUCGUAAAUGACUUAUUUUCAAACGCACCAGAGCUUCCCAGGCCGUCUCACUUGGGCCCAAAUUCCAACGCAUCCUGGGGAAAAUUUUUAGAAAGGAGUGACCGUCACGCUGUCACGCUUACUAGUCACAAUUUACAACAUGGCAUUCCCCUCUUCGUUCGAGCUUUCUACCCCCUUCCGUGCCAGGUGGGCGUGGAACACGGACCCAGUAUGCAAUGGACACAGCCCCGUUUCUUGUAUGGGUGGUGUCUUGCCGGGGCAGUGGGCUCAGGUGGCAAUAACUUGAAAUUGUGGUCUGGCUCAAGGUCCUCCUCCCGCCUUUGCGAGCUGGAAUCGAACCCUUACCCUUCACCUCGGCAAGGGGCAACGAGCAUGGGCCUCGGCUCUGGGUCCUUUUAG